GUGAAAUCAAACUUUAUGAAGACAUUUGAACAUUUUUUUUCUCUGCAGGCAUUUCUUCAUCGGAUCCGCCAGAACGCUGUGGACAAAGCCGAGAAGUACAUAACAGAGGAGAAUGUUAAGAUCCUAUUUUCUAACAUUGAAGACAUUCUUGGUGUUCACAAGGAGUUCCUGGCUGCCCUGGAAUUUUGUUUACAACCAGAACCUCAGUCUCAGCAUGAACUGGGAAAUGUUUUCUUAAAAUUUAAAGACAAGUUCUUUGUGUAUGAGGAGUACUGUAGCAACCAUGAGAAAGCGCUCAGACUGCUGAUGGAAUUGAACAAGAUCCCAACAGUGAGAGCAUUCCUCCUGAGUUGCAUGCUUUUGGGAGGCAGAAAGACUACAGACAUUCCACUGGAAGGUUAUCUACUGACUCCAAUUCAGAGAAUUUGCAAAUAUCCACUUCUGCUUAAGGAAUUGGCUAAGAGGACUCCCUCUAAGCAUCCUGAUCACCCAGCUGUCCAGAAUGCACUGCAGGCUAUGAAAACAGUCUGCACAAAUAUCAACGAGACCAAGAGACAGAUGGAGAAACUGGAAGCCCUUGAACAGUUGCAGUCCCACAUUGAAGGAUGGGAGGGGUCAAAUCUGACAGAUAUCUGCACACAGCUCUUGCUCCAAGGAACUCUGUUAAAAAUCUCAGCAGGAAAUAUCCAGGAGAGAAUGUUCUUUCUAUUCGAUAAUCUACUGGUCUAUUGCAAGAGGAAAUCCAGAGUUGCUGGGAAAAAACCAUCUAAACGGACAAAAUCAAUCAAUGGAUCCCUCUAUAUCUUCAGGGGUCGAAUAAAUACAGAAGUCAUGGAGGUGGAGAAUGUAGAAGAUGGAACAGCAGAUUACCACAGCAACGGCUACACAGUGACAAAUGGCUGGAAGAUACACAACACAGCCAAAAACAAGUGGUUUGUCUGUAUGGCCAAGACUGCGGAGGACAAACAGAAAUGGCUGGAUGCUAUAAUCAAGGAAAGAGAGCAGAGAGAGAGUUUGAAAUUGGGAAUGGAGAGGGAUGCGUACGUCAUGAUUGCAGAAAAAGGAGAGAAACUGUACCAAAUGAUGAUGAGCAAGAAAGUGAACCUUAUCAAAGACAGGAGGAGAAAAUUAAGUACUGUUCCCAAGUGCUUUCUUGGCAAUGAGUUUGUAUCAUGGCUCACAGACAUUGGAGAGAUAAGCAAACCAGAGGAAGGGGUCAACCUGGGACAGGCACUGUUGGAAAAUGGAAUUAUUCAUCAUGUUUCAGAUAAGCACCAGUUUAAGAAUGAGCAGGUGAUGUACAGAUUUCGCUAUGAUGAUGGAACAUAUAAGCCAAGAAGUGAGUUGGAAGACAUCGUGUCCAAGGGUGUUCGACUUUACUGCCGACUACACUGCCUGUACACUCCUGUGGUAAAAGACCGUGACUAUCACCUAAAGACCUACAAAUCAGUAAUACCUGCAAGUAAGCUGGUGGAUUGGCUUAUUGCACAGGGAGACUGUCAGACUCGAGAGGAAGCUGUUGCACUGGGGGUUGGACUCUGCAAUAAUGGUUUCAUGCAUCAUGUCCUGGAGAAAAGUGAAUUUAAGGAUGAAUCCUUGUAUUUCCGCUUUUAUGCUGAUGAAGAGAUGGAAGGCACCAGUUCCAAGAGCAAACAAUUACGUAAUGACUUUAAGCUUGUGGAAAACAUCCUGGGAAAGGGUCUUCUGAUUUUACCUGAGGAGGAUGACUAUGGAUUUGACAUAGAAGAAAAGAACAAAGCAGUUGUGGUGAAGUCAGUUCGAAGAGGGUCUUCUGCAGAGAUGGCUGGCCUGCAGGCAGGAAGAAAAAUCUAUUCCAUCAAUGAGGACUUAGUUUUCCUACGCCCAUUUACAGAAGUGGAAACCAUUUUAAACCAGUCCUUCUGCUCACGAAGACCACUUAGGCUUCUGGUAGCCAUCAAAUCAAAAGAGAUCAUUAAAAUCCCAGAUUGUCCUGAAGCACUUUGCUUUCAGAUACGGGGAGCAGCACCACCAUACGUUCAUGCAGUAGGAAGAGGUUCUGAGGCUGCAGCUGUAGGCCUUCAUCCAGGACAAUGCAUUUUGAAAGUCAAUGGGAGUAAUGCAUCACAUGGAAAUUAUAUGGAUGUUCUGGAGCACUUUACAGCAUACAGGACCAAACAACAGGAAGUGCUGGGAUUGUACCAGUGGGUGUACAGAACACAUGAAGAUGCUGAGGAGGACAGAGUUCAGCAAGCAGCAUCCAGUGCAUAUCUAAAUGGCAGUCAUCCAGGGUCCAACAAAGAAGACUCUUCACUGACAGGAGAUGAAGAUUUGGAUCCACUUCAAAAUAUCCACCAGGAAUCAGCCCAGAUACAACAGACCAUCAGCUCUCCACUGAUAAGUGGUGAAGAAACACCUCUCAUUAGCCUGACUGUGGAUAACACUCACCUGGAGCAUGGGGUGGUAUAUGAAUAUGUCAGCAGUGCAGGAAUCAAAUCCUUUGUCCUAGAGAAAAUUGUGGAACCAAAAGGUUGCUUCUGUCUCACGGCAAAGAUUUUAGAGGCCUUUGCUGCAGAAGACAAUCACUUUGUAAGGAAUUGCAAAAGGCUCAUAUCCCUAAGCAGUGCUGUGGCCACCAUGCCCCAGUAUGAGUUCCGGCAGAUCUGUGACACUAAGCUGGAAAGCAUUAGCAGGCGGCUUGCAAACUACCAAGAGUUUGCAGAUGGAUUAAAGACAAAGGUGAGCCCAGCCUUCAAACAAGCCAUCAUGGAACCACAUUCCCUCAACAGCAUGGAUUUCUGCCCCACCAACUGCCAUAUUAACCUCAUGGAGGUGUCAUACCCCAAAAACACUACCUCAGCAGGGAGGUCGUUCAGCAUUCGCAUUGGACGAAAGCCUUCUAUUAUUGGUCUUGAUCCAGAACAAGUAGGUACCGUAAAUCCAGUCUCAUAUACUCAACAUUGCAUCACCACUAUGGCUGCACCAUCCUGGAGAUGUCUGACCCCAGAAGAUGGAGAUCUUGAUGGUAGUUUUGGCCAGCAGAAUGGAGGAACAAGUCAGGAAGAAAGGGGACUCAGUUUUCUGCUCAAACAGGAAGAUCGAGAGAUACAGGACUCAUACUUGCACCUUUUUAACAAACUUGACAUUGCAGUGAAGGAAAUGAAGCAAUACGUCGUUCAGAUAAAUAAACUUCUGUCCACCAUAACAGAACCUACAGAAGCUGGUGUCUGUGAGCCACCAUCCACUGAGGAGUCGUCUCCACCUUCUCUGGGAACAGAAGAGAGUGAUCCUGAGAAAGCUGAGCAUGGUGGCAUCAAGAAGGUCUGUUUCAAAGUUUCUGAGGAGGACCAGGAAGACUCUGGACAUGACACAAUGAGUUUCAGAGACUCCUACAGUGAAUGUAACAGCAACCGGGAUUCAGUGCUGUCUUACACCAGUGUACGGAGUAAUAGCUCUUACUUGGGCAGUGAUGAGAUGGGAUCAGGAGAUGAGCUUCCCAGUGAUAUGAGGAUUCCUUUAGACAAACAAGACAAACUUCAUGGCUGCCUGGAGCAUCUUUUUAACCAGGUUGAUGCAAUUAAUGCACUUCUAAAAGGACCAGCAAUAACUAAAGCCUUUGAAGAAACCAAGCACUUUCCAAUGGACCACAGUUUGCAAGAAUUUAAACAGAAGGAAGAAACCACAGUGAGAUGCCGGAAUAAUAUUCAAGCCAGCAUUCAAGAAGAUCCAUGGAACCUUCCAUUGCGCAUCAAAAACCUUGUUGAAAUCAUACAAAAAUAUGUGGAAGAUGGGAAGAAUCAACUGCUUUUGGCCUUGUUAAAAUGCACGGAUACUGAGCUACAGCUGAGGCGAGAUUCCAUCUUCUGCCAAUCUCUUGUGGCUGCCAUUUGCACCUUUUCAGAGCAGUUACUGGCUGCUCUCAACUAUCGAUACAACAACAAUGGGGAAUAUGAAGAGAGCAGCAGAGACGCCAGUAGAAAAUGGCUGGAACAGAUAGCAGCCACUGGUGUUUUAUUAAACUACCAGUCCCUGCUCUCCCCUGCUGUGGUAAGAUGAAGAGUUAUGGCACCCUGGG
This is a messenger RNA of Meleagris gallopavo (turkey), 4054 nucleotides long. The record is from RefSeq and is a predicted model, not a curated record. Lineage: Eukaryota; Metazoa; Chordata; Aves; Galliformes; Phasianidae.